Zophobas morio is the source of this 2251-nucleotide messenger RNA. RefSeq lists its product as uncharacterized. Bases 306 to 2015 code for a protein of 569 amino acids. Gene Ontology annotation, biological process: positive regulation of cytoplasmic translation. The transcript is spliced from 2 exons. Gene Ontology annotation, cellular component: cytoplasm. Gene Ontology annotation, molecular function: translation regulator activity; zinc ion binding; single-stranded RNA binding. Lineage: Eukaryota; Metazoa; Arthropoda; Insecta; Coleoptera; Tenebrionidae. The record is from RefSeq and is a predicted model, not a curated record.
CGGGACCUCGCUGGUGCUCCGAUAUGAUGUCGCGCCAGACGAAAUUCCAGCCGUCUGAGGGUUGAUUAUCGUCGGUUAAUAUAAACAUUCGAUAAGGUGCAAGGGAAGCAGUGAAGGGGGCAGUCUGUUCUUUCUUCUUGAGGAAUAAAGACGUAUUUUGAUUUUGCUCUCGCGUUUACUUUUCCCUGUGUAAUUUUUGGGACUUGAUAUCAUUUGAUAUUAGUUCAGAAGUGGGAUUGUGCCACGUGCAGUGUAGUGAUAACUGCAAGAGUACAGUGCGAUACCUUUGUAAAAACAACAGGAGGAUGGGCCGGAAUAGAAAACGACGUGAGCCUUCGACCUCCUCAAGUGACGAAGAACGACAUCAACGUGAAGGAUGUUCUUCUAAACGUCCCCGGGAAAAGUAUCCCAGUGAGAGAACUCGUCGGAGCUCGGAGACGCGACGUGCGAAAGGAGGAUCCGGUGAGCGUAUCGAACGUCUGGAACGACUGGUGGAAAAAUUGGUCCGGGAAAGAUCUACGGAAACAGGGACAAGCACGGGUCUGGGUAACCAGAUCAAGUACAUUACGAGAACUGACUGUAUCCCGGAAUUUGUUCCGGGCAACCCGAAUAUGUCGAUUACCCGCUGGCUGUUCAAGAUCGACCAGUUAGGGGAGGUCCACGGUUGGGAUGACGUAGAAAAGGCGUACCACAUGCAGAAUGGACUCCGUGGCUUAGCCAAAAGUUGGUACAAUAGCCUCAGCCAUAUUAAUUAUCCGUGGGCUGAGUGGAAAAAUCUUUUAAUGAAAGCUUUUCCCGAGCACACUGAUUAUGCGUCCUCGUUGCAUAAGAUGCUGAAACGGAUAAAGGACCCCAACGAAACCAUGGCAACGUACUAUUACAAUAAAAUGGAGUUGUUGCAAGUUUGCCGUAUUUCGGGAAAGGACGCUGUUUCUUGCGUCAUAGACGGUUUGGCGAACGUAAGUUUGCAAAAUGGGGCACGAGCGGGCAGAUAUGAUUCACCAGAAGCCUUAUAUGAAGAAUAUCUGUCUCGAGUGCAAGACGAAACAGACGAAAGUAAACGAGAGAAACACAAAAUGCAUUGGCUGAGAAAGGAGAGUCGUGUAGACCGGAAUAGGUACUUCCGAGGGGAACGUCCCCAAACGAGCGGCUCUGAUCUUAACUCUAGGAAGGGGUUAAAAUGUUAUAAUUGUCAUGGCGUAGGUCAUAUGGCGGCAAUGUGUCCGAAACCCAAGAUAGUGUGCAAACGUUGCACUCGUUUAGGGCAUACGGCCGAAAAUUGUACAAAGAGUAUUAAAGGGAAAGAGGUGUUGACCACGCAAAGUGACAAAUGUGGCCAACGUGUGUAUUUUGUGGACUGCGAAAUGAAUGGUUGUCCGACACGGGGUUAUGUCGAUUCCGGGAGUUCGGCGAUAACAGUACAAGCUCGCACAGCUGACGAGGCUAAGAUUGUGUAUAAACCGUCCCGGGCGAUGAUAAGAGGGUUCGCCGGCGGAGUGUCACCGGUAAUCGGAGAAGCCAGUGCUACACUUCAAGUAGGGGAUGUGAAGGUCGACGUCCCUGUCUUCAUUAUUGCCGAUGACCUACAAACAAUACCGGUCAUAAUUGGACAGCCAUUUGUGAAUCAUCCAGAUGUCCUGUUGGUGAUUAAUGGCGACAAAUUGUGGGUGUCGAAGAAAUACGAUCUACCGGCUCUUGAAGGGGUCGAACCGACGAAAGUCGCCGUAUGGGCGAAGGAGGCUACUGUGAUCCCGCCGCAACAUGUUGGACAUGUCGAGGUGGAAACAUCAUACACCGGUACCAUCUACGUGGACCUGACGUCGAGGCAGUACGAGCGACAUAACCACGUCAUCCCCAGGUGUGUUUUUGGCGGCCUCCAGGGUGUCCUGCCUGUCAUGAAUUUCAGCACGGAGGAACUGCAUUACCGGAAGGGACAAACAAUCGUUCGUGGACAAAAAUGCUACGAGGAACCGGUAAAAGACAGCGAUCCUGUAUGUGUGUCUCAUGAUGCUUAGGAUACUGCUACCCCCCAAUCACAGUUUCCUCGAGGACGAAACAACGUCAGAACGGCCGAGCUGUUAGCAACGGGACCUCGCUGGUGCUCCGAUAUGAUGUCGCGCCAGACGAAAUUCCAGCCGUCUGAGGGUUGAUUAUCGUCGGUUAAUAUAAACAUUCGAUAAGGUGCAAGGGAAGCAGUGAAGGGGGCAGUCUGUUCUUUCUUCUUGAGGAAUAAAGACGUAUUUUGAUUUUG